Molecule: messenger RNA, 388 nt
Organism: Prorocentrum cordatum
Lineage: Eukaryota; Dinophyceae; Prorocentrales; Prorocentraceae
Source: the annotation of a GenBank genome assembly
GGCGGUGUUGCUGGGCCUGCCGCUUGCCCGGGCGGCGCGGGCCGCGGCGGCGGGCGCCCCGUCCAGCAGCCUGCUCUCCUCCGGCGAGGCGAGUUCGGAGUCCGCGAGAGUGACUUCCCACAAGGGGAAGAGACACCACAGACAUCAGCAUCGGGAUGAUGAUGUGAAUUCUACUGAAAGCAGUUUGGGGUCGCACAAGCACCACCACAAGCACAAGCACCACCGCAAGCACAGGAACCAGUCGAGCCUGCGGAGGCGGCAGGUGAACUCGAGCUCGAAAGUGACCCGCCUUCCGAGCCUGAACAGCUCGACGGAGGCCGUUGGGGUGAGCAAGGCGAUGAUCAGUUCGGGGUCCACGCACGGAGUUGUGGCUGGGGCGCUGAGAAAG